Molecule: messenger RNA, 2088 nt
Organism: Penicillium nucicola
Lineage: Eukaryota; Fungi; Ascomycota; Eurotiomycetes; Eurotiales; Aspergillaceae
Product: dynamin-like GTPase vpsA
Exons: 6
Coding region: 1-2088 (695 amino acids)
Biological process (GO): peroxisome organization
Cellular component (GO): cytoplasm; peroxisome; microtubule
Molecular function (GO): GTP binding; GTPase activity; microtubule binding
Source: RefSeq, a predicted model, not a curated record
AUGGCAAGCCCCACGACCGGCUACUCCAUAAAUGUCAAUGACCCCAGCUUGAUUUCACUGGUCAACAAGCUGCAGGAUGUCUUCUCCACAGUUGGUGUCCACAACCCGAUCGAUUUGCCCCAGAUUGUCGUCGUCGGAUCGCAAUCCAGCGGAAAGAGUUCAGUGCUAGAGAACAUCGUUGGUCGGGAUUUCCUGCCUCGUGGUUCCGGAAUCGUUACUCGGAGACCUCUCAUUCUGCAACUUAUCAACAAGACCCCCACUGCUCAGGCAAACGGCGACGGCAAGUUGGAGACAACGGACUCCGAGUCCAAUGUCGACGAAUAUGGUGAAUUCCUGCACAUCCAGGGCCAGAAGUUCUACGAUUUCAACAAGAUUCGGGAAGAGAUCGUUCGCGAAACGGAAACCAAGGUCGGCAAGAACGCCGGUAUCUCGCCCGCUCCCAUCAAUCUGCGCAUUUACUCACCCAACGUCCUCACCCUGACCCUCGUCGAUUUGCCCGGUUUGACCAAGGUGCCCGUCGGAGACCAGCCGAAGGAUAUUGAGCGCCAGAUCCGCGAGAUGGUGCUCAAGUACAUCAGCAAGCCCAACGCAAUCAUCUUGGCUGUCACAUCGGCCAACCAGGAUCUUGCCAACUCUGACGGUCUCAAGCUGGCGCGUGAGGUGGAUCCGGAGGGUCAGCGCACUAUUGGUGUGUUGAGUAAGGUUGAUCUGAUGGACGAUGGAACUGAUGUGGUGGAUAUUCUCGCUGGACGAAUUAUCCCCUUGCGCCUGGGUUACGUUCCCGUGGUCAACCGUGGCCAGCGUGACAUUGAGAACAAGAAGCCCAUUGCUGCUGCUUUGGAGAAUGAGAAGAACUUCUUCGAAAACCACAAGGCUUAUCGGAAUAAGGCUUCUUAUUGCGGUACGCCGUACCUGGCUCGCAAGCUCAACCUGAUUCUUAUGAUGCACAUCAAGCAAACCCUGCCCGAUAUCAAGGCCCGCAUUUCCUCCUCCCUCCAGAAGUAUACCACGGAACUUGGGCAACUCGGUGAUUCCAUGCUCGGCAACAGCGCCAAUAUUAUCCUGAACAUUAUUACGGAAUUCAGCAACGAGUAUCGCACAGUUUUGGAGGGUAACAACACGGAAUUGUCUAGCAUCGAGUUGUCUGGUGGUGCUCGUAUCAGUUUCGUGUUCCACGAGCUUUACUCCAAUGGUAUCAAGGCCGUUGACCCAUUCGACCUUGUCAAGGAUAUUGACAUCCGCACCAUCCUCUACAACUCUUCUGGUUCCUCUCCGGCACUCUUCGUCGGCACCACUGCCUUUGAGCUGAUUGUCAAGCAACAGAUCAAGCGGUUGGAAGAGCCCAGCUUGAAGUGUAUCUCACUGGUCUUUGACGAGUUGGUCCGUAUUUUGAGUCAACUCCUGACCAAGCAGCUAUUCCGUCGCUACCCUAUGCUGAAGGAGAAGUUCCACGCUGUGGUUAUCGCAUUCUUUAAGAAGUGCAUGGAUCCGACCAACAAGCUCGUCAAGGAUUUGAUCAACAUGGAAGCUACAUACGUCAACACCGGCCACCCUGACUUCCUCAAUGGUCACCGUGCCAUGACUCUUGUCAACGAGCGCCAGCAGGCUGCCAAGCCUACCCAGGUCGACCCCAAGACUGGAAAGCCUCUUCCGGGCCGUGCUCAGAGUCCCUCCCUGGACACUACCGGUGAGGCCCAAAACGGCAGUGGCUUCUUCGGCAGCUUCUGGGCUUCCAAGAACAAGAAGAAGAUGGCCCUGAUGGAGGCUCCUCCCCCGACUCUGAAGGCCUCCGCCAGCUUGUCUGAGCGUGAAGCCACCGAGGUUGAGGUUAUUAAGCUUCUCAUCACCUCCUACUUCAACAUUGUCAAGCGUACCAUGAUUGACAUGGUCCCCAAGGCUGUCAUGUACACCCUGGUCCAGUUCACCAAGGACGAAAUGCAACGCGAACUCUUGGAGAACAUGUACCGCAACAACGAGCUCGACGAUCUACUCAAGGAGAGCGACUACACAGUCCGCCGACGAAAGGAAUGCCAACAAAUGGUGGAGAGCCUGGGUCGCGCCAGCGAGAUCGUCAGCCAAGUCCAGUAA